GAUGGCGUAGUUUAGGGAGCGACGCGGAAGACGCGACGAAAGCGAUUGGCGCGCCGAGGCCCACAACACGCGCUGCGUCCUCGUUACCCGCGUCAUCCUCUGCAGGAAGGAACCAGCCAUUGUAUACCACAGCCGAGCCAACACCCUUACGAAGAGCAACUGCAAGUAUACCGACGCAUUUACUCGAGAGAUACGGAAUGUUGAGGCAAGAAGUGCGACCCACUCUUGGGCAGGAACGAGCGUUUGAGAGUCUCACCGCCCGAGCCGUGUUGGCAUCGAGCGACAACGACGAUGAUUUUCUCUAAACCUCCUCGUUUUCGCGCAUAACACACGUCAAUAUCCUUCUACAGGUCCACAAUGCCUUCGCGAUCGCUGUGGAUUACUGUAACAGCUAUCGUCGUGGCCGUAGCAUCGAUCACGAAGGGCACCUACCUGAACUCGCUUCUCUCUGGGCUCGGCCUAACUACAUGCCCUUCAUCGUGUCGAUCAAACAUCGCGAAAUCGCGAUCCAACUAUCUUGGCGAUGACUGCGUCGACAAGCCCUACGGUUCGAGCUGGGAUAGUUGGUUUCAUCCUCACCGAAGCGAUGGCGCGGAGACCGACCACGGCCUCGGUGCCGGAGCUGUAACAAAAGCUUGGAACAUCUUGUACCAUCUCGGCGGGAACGGGCCAUGGGUGGAAAAGAUCAUCGAUAUCGUUGACGGAGGUGUUGCUCCGCCAGAGGGGUGCGACGUGGUGCAAGUUCAUAUGAUGUCCAGGCAUGCUGAGCGGUAUCCUACCAAGAAAGCGGGUAGAAAGCAGAAAGCAGUCGUUCAGCGCAUGAAAGACAGUAACAAGACUUUCGAGGGCAAUCUGGCGUUCUUCCUUGAUUGGGAGCUCUUCUGGUCUUCAGACGAUACCCAGCUGGAGCAGUUGACAACUACUGGGCCUUUCGCGGGUAUACUUUCCUCUUUCACCACCGGCGUUCGUCUGCGCACGCGUUACCAGCCUCUUCUGGAACAAGCCACUUUCACCCCCUCAAACAAGCCUACUACAUUCUGGGCCAGCGACUCCAAUCGAGUCAUCGACACGGCUAAGCACUUCGCUGCAGGCUUCUUCGGCAUCGACUACAAUACUACCAACACAGCUGACCUCCAGGUGAUAUCUGAACAUUUUUCGGUUGGUGCAGAUACGUUGACGCCUGGACGAACAUGCCUGGCCAACAAGAAAGACAGGAUGGAAGGUCAACAGAAAGGCUAUCGUCUGAUGCAUGAGUAUCGGGCCACGUACAUGCCGUCCAUUCGCGAACGAUUACUAAAUCAGACGGGUAUGACGUUUGACAAUCACGAGAUUUACGCAAUGCAGGAGAUGUGCGGUUUCGAGACGACAGUACGCGGUCGCAGCGACUGGUGUGAUGUUUUCACUCGAGAGGAGUUCCUCUGCUUCGAGUAUGCACGAGAUAUCCUGCAUUAUUAUCGCGCAGGACCAGGCCAAAAGUAUGCGACAAGUAUGGGUUGGCUGUGGCUCAAUGCUACGACGAAUUUGCUUCUUGAGGGUCCGGGCGCUGGCCCUUUGUUCUUCAGCUUUGUCCAUGACGGUGAUAUCGCCCCCAUGAUCACUAGCCUUGAUGUUAUCAAUGACCGUGAACACCUCCCGAUCACUCACAUCGCCCACGAUCGGAAGUGGCGAAAGUCUCAGGUGUCACCCAUGGGCGGACGAAUUAUCCUCGAACUACUGUCUUGCAACACAGAAUUUCCAUCGUCACCAGAAAAAUUCGUCAGACUCAACAUCAACGAUGGCAUUACCGCUAUACCGGGCUGCGACAGUGGUCCCGGGAAGAGUUGUCCAUUGGCAGAUUUCGCUGCGAGAACAAAGAAGAAGGGAGAGGAAGCCGGGAACUUCAACGAGUUGUGUGGGCUGGACGAUGGGGCUGCGCAAUACAUCACUUUCUUGCAUCAAUGACAUGCGAAGCGUAGUGCGACAUAGCAUCCUUAGUGCUGUACAAGCA
This is a messenger RNA of Alternaria rosae, 1987 nucleotides long. RefSeq names its product 3-phytase B precursor. Gene Ontology annotation, cellular component: fungal-type cell wall. Gene Ontology annotation, molecular function: acid phosphatase activity. The record is from RefSeq and is a predicted model, not a curated record. Bases 358 to 1941 code for a protein of 527 amino acids. Lineage: Eukaryota; Fungi; Ascomycota; Dothideomycetes; Pleosporales; Pleosporaceae. The transcript is spliced from 2 exons.